Molecule: messenger RNA, 597 nt
Organism: Hyaloscypha bicolor E
Lineage: Eukaryota; Fungi; Ascomycota; Leotiomycetes; Helotiales; Hyaloscyphaceae
Product: Aldo/keto reductase
Exons: 1
Coding region: 73-597 (174 amino acids)
Cellular component (GO): cytoplasm
Source: RefSeq, a predicted model, not a curated record
CCGGCACCUUCACCCCAACAGGAGACAAGGCAAGCCUUACUCGGAGCAUCGAGUAGUACCUUAGGAUCAUAGAUGGCACAAAACGGAUUGAUAUCUUCGAGCGUGGCCGGGUGGUUCCAAAAAAUCCCGAUCGAAGAGACUGUUGGAUAUCUUGCUGAGUUCGUUAGGGCUGGGAAGAUAAGGGGGAUUGGUCUUUCCGAAGUUUCAGUUACCACAAUUCGCCGUGCCGCCUCCGUCCAUCUGAUCGCUGCUGUCGAAGUCGAAUUCUCUCUUUUCAGCCCCGAUAUUCAGGAAAACAAUGUUGCGGCAACAUGCGCUGAGCCCGAGAUCCCAAUUGUCGUCUACAGCCCACUUGGAAAAGGAUUCUUGACAGGGCAGAUCAAGUCUUUCAACGACCUGAGGGUGUUCCAGAAGAUGGAUCCGAGAUUCCACGAGGAGAACUUCCAUAGGAACUUGGAGCUCAUUUCCAACAUGAAGUUCUCUACCACCGCAAUGGUAUUUGCCACCCUCCUCUCCGCCGCCCUCGCAGCUCCCACUACCAUCGUCUCCCGCGGCGGCACAGCCUGGAGCGUAGUAGAUUUCCUCUCAGAAAGUUAG